This is a messenger RNA of Owenia fusiformis, 723 nucleotides long. Lineage: Eukaryota; Metazoa; Annelida; Polychaeta; Sabellida; Oweniidae. The record is from the annotation of a GenBank genome assembly.
AUUACAGCCCCAAGAGAAGAAAUUACACGUCGGGAUCUGAGAAACAUAUGGUGUUUUCAGUUCAACUUUGGCACGUAAAAUGAAGUGUUACAUUUAUUACAUCAGUUUGGUCAUUUUCGCAAGGCAUACAUUCGAAACCGGAGAUAUGUACUAUACUGGUCCUUUUAAAGGCAUACGGAAGCUUAAUGGAGACGAAAACGUACGCGAAAUCAGAGAUCAUACAUCUCGACAACAAAAUGCCAGUAUCAAAACUGAAAAUGAAAUGGAGAAACAAACGUGUGAUCAGAAAAUGCGCACGUGUAAGGACAGAUGCGGUGUGCCGAAAUAUACGAGCAGUCUCAGUGAGUUCUACUGCCAAUGUGACGACAAAUGUGCCCACUACCAAGAUUGUUGUGCUGAUUUUGAGAGCGAGUGUAGCAUCAACUACAACAACACCAAAUAUGGUGAAUUGACGAGUGGGGAAAGAUCUAAAUAUGGUUGUAUCAAAAUAAGCCAAACAGAAAUGGUAUAUAUGGACCAAAUGUGUGCAAGUGAGCAUUUUGGGACUGAUUUAGAAGAAAAGUGUAGGAACAGAAAUACCCUGCUCAGUCUAUUACCAGCAUCUGACGUCGAAACAGGUAUACAGUAUAGCAACAUAUUUUGCGCAAGAUGUAACAAUGUCAAGUCCCCUGUAUUGUGGCAGACAAAGUACAGGUGUGAUCGAGACGUAUUGGAUAAGUCGGA